ACAACAUUGGCACUUGGGCGGGCAGUGUCGAGACGGCUGAGCUAUUUAGUACACAUACAAGUUGAGCAGAAAUAAAUACAUAUGUUCAUUGCUUCAAUACAUCCGUAUGUAAAAUAUAUAAUUAAAUAAUACAUUUAUAAUUUGGAUUCCGGUUAUUGUAUCGAGUGAUAAAAGGUGAAUUUUGAAAAAUGGGCGCCGAAGACCCGGACACUCUGAUGGCAGUAGAAUUCGAAGUUUUUGGCCAAGUUCAAGGGUGUUUCUUCACAAAGUACUGCAAAGAUUUGGCUGAAAGUCUCGGCAUCACCGGGUGGGUAAAGAAUACCAAACGAGGCACAAUCUAUGGCAAGAUACAGGGCUGCAAAGCGAAUGUUGAUAUUAUGCUUAACUGGUUGAGCACUGAGGGGUCACCUGGCUGCAAGAUUGAGAAGUGUGAUCUAACAAACUGGCAGUAUUUGUCAAGGCUCGAUUAUCAUAACUUUAGCAUAAGAUUUUGAGUAAAACUUAUCAUAAAAAUAAAUGUGUUAAAAAUA
Bicyclus anynana (squinting bush brown) is the source of this 530-nucleotide messenger RNA. RefSeq names its product acylphosphatase-2. The coding region runs from base 189 to 494 and encodes 101 amino acids. Lineage: Eukaryota; Metazoa; Arthropoda; Insecta; Lepidoptera; Nymphalidae. The transcript has 3 exons. The record is from RefSeq and is a predicted model, not a curated record. Gene Ontology annotation, molecular function: acylphosphatase activity.